AGCUUCUCCACGGUGCGCAUGCGCAGACGGACAGACAAACCUGACAACAAGCCGUAGGAUGUGAGCAGCAGAAGCGGCCACAUCGCUUCAAUUCUUCAAAUAACCGAGAGUCAAAUGAACAAAGCAUCCCCAUCAUUUCAUCUUCAUCUCACGUAAAAUAUAACCGGCUUUCUACGUUGUCAUUAUGCCGAGCAGUAAGCCUGAAAAACAGGAGGCCAGCGAUAAUGUCAAAGUUGUGGUGCGAUGCCGUCCCCUCAAUCAGAAAGAAAAGGUGAUGGGCAGCAAGCAGGCCGUCGUAGUGGACGAGAUCCGUGGGACCAUCACGGUGAACAAGCUGGAGACUCCCCAUGAGCUUCCUAAAACCUUCACUUUCGACACUGUGUUUGGCCCUGACAGCAAACAGUUGGAUGUGUACAAUCUCACUGCCCGCCCUAUCAUUGACUCAGUGCUGGAGGGCUAUAAUGGCACAAUCUUUGCCUACGGACAAACUGGCACAGGAAAAACAUUCACCAUGGAAGGAGUGAGAGCCGUGCCUGAACUCAGAGGGAUAAUCCCAAAUUCCUUUGCUCAUAUUUUUGGUCACAUAGCCAAGGCAGAGGGUGACACCAGAUUUUUGGUACGGGUUUCGUACCUGGAGAUUUACAACGAAGAAGUGCGGGACUUGUUGGGCAAAGAUCAGAUGCAGAGGCUUGAGGUCAAAGAAAGACCAGAUGUAGGCGUGUACAUCAAGGACCUCUCUGGUUACGUUGUGAACAAUGCUGAUGACAUGGACAGGAUCAUGACUCUUGGUCAUAAAAACCGAUCUGUUGGUGCUACAAACAUGAAUGAGCACAGCUCUCGUUCUCAUGCUAUCUUCACCAUCACUAUUGAGUGCAGUGAGAAGGGUGUAGAUGGGAACCAGCAUGUUCGAAUGGGGAAGUUGCACCUGGUUGAUCUGGCAGGUUCAGAGAGACAGGGAAAGACCGGAGCCACAGGGCAACGUUUGAAGGAAGCAACAAAGAUCAAUCUUUCCCUCAGCACACUGGGGAAUGUCAUCUCUGCCCUGGUGGAUGGCAAGAGCACCCAUGUUCCAUACAGAAAUUCAAAGCUGACCCGUCUGCUGCAGGAUUCACUUGGAGGAAACUCAAAGACGAUGAUGUGUGCAAAUAUCGGCCCUGCUGACUACAACUACGAUGAGACCAUCAGCACCCUGCGCUAUGCUAACAGAGCGAAGAACAUCAAGAAUAAAGCCAGAAUCAACGAAGAUCCAAAGGAUGCUUUACUACGGCAGUUUCAGAAGGAGAUCGAGGAGCUGAAAAAGAAACUGGAAGAAGGUGAAGAGAUCUCUGGUUCUGACGGCAGUGGGUCAGAGGAAAUUGAUGAAGGUGAUGAGGAAGUGAGCGAUGUAGGAGGACGCAGGAGGAGGAGGGGAAAGAAGAAGGUUUCUCCAGGCAAGAUGGUGGAGAUGCAGGCAAAGAUAGAAGAAGAGAGAAAAGCGUUAGAGGCCAAGUUGGACAUGGAGGAGGAGGAGAGGAACAAGGCCAGAGCAGAGCUGGAGAAAAGGGAGAAGGACCUCUUUAAAGCCCAGCAGGAGCAUCAGCUUCUCUUAGAGAAAUUAUCUGCCUUAGAGAAGAAGGUGAUAGUGGGAGGAGUGGACCUUCUGGCCAAGGCUGAGGAGCAGGAGAGGCUCCUGGAUGAAUCGAACAAUGAACUCGAAGAACGUCGCAAGAGAGCCGAGCAGCUGCGUAAGGAGCUUGAAGAGAAGGAGCAAGAACGUUUAGACAUAGAAGAGAAGUACACCAGCCUGCAGGAGGAGGCUCAAGGGAAGACCAAGAAGCUGAAGAAAGUCUGGACCAUGCUUAUGGCUGCUAAAUCAGAAAUGGCAGAUCUGCGACAAGAGAACAGCAGAGAGAUCGAGGGCCUCCUGGAAAACAUCCGCCAGCUGAGCCGAGAGCUGCGGCUCCAGAUGCUCGUCAUAGACAACUUUACCCCCCAGGAAUACCAGGAAAUGAUCGAAAAUUAUGUCCACUGGAAUGAAGAUAUUGGCGAAUGGCAGCUGAAAUGUGUGGCUUACACUGGAAACAACAUGAGAAAACAGACCCCCGCGCCAGACAAAAAGGAAAAAGACCCCUUUGAGGUGGAUCUGUCCUACGUGUAUCUAGCAUAUACAGAGGAGAGCAUGCGGCAGUCACUGAUGAAACUAGAGAGGCCCAGAACCUCAAAAAGUAGCAAGAGUGGCAGACCUAAAACAGGAAGAAGGAAAAGAUCAGCAAAGCCAGACGCAGCGAAUGAGUCCCUUCUGCAGUGAUGAAGUGGUCCACGUUUCACAGCAGCAUUCAUGUUAACCCAAACGGAACGUAUUUAGUCUCACUUCUGGGUGACCAGUAGAGCAUUUCUGUGUACACUGUAACAAGGUUUUAAAUGUGAAAGAGGCACACCUUUAGUAUGGUGGCGGGGGCGUCACGUGCAGAGGAACACUACUUUGACCAUUCUUUGGAGCACUUUUCAGAGUACAGCUUCAUGAAAAUCACAAUAAAUAUGAAGGAACUGAUGAAGACGAGCUUGUUUUGUCUACAAACUUCAAAGUGUUUUUCUGAGAUGUGGUGGGCUGCAUUAACACACGGUUAAACGUUCACAAAGAAUGACUAAUGUUCUCUUCAUUUCCUGCAGCCUGACAGAUUCGAGUCUAAGGAAACACUAAAUACAUGCAAUUAAAUUCCACUAAUUAUUCUCUAAAUUACAAAGCUCUAUUGAUGGGUUCAGUUGGCAUCUAAAAAACAGGAGAAAAGGAAACGUAAUGUAACUCUGUAAAUAAAAAAACGUGCUUUCCUUUAAGUCAGAAAGCAGAAGCAUGCUGUCCAGCUCGUCCAUCGGUGCCAUUUGUUACUCUGAGCAGGUCAUCUUUAUUUUUAAGUGUUAACACGCUUGUGGGAAUGCAUUUUCAUUUGAUGGUGUUCUGUAGUGGUUGCAAACUGAAUUCAUGUUCUGUCAAAUGUUUACACCAACAAACCUCUGGAUUUUAUUUAUUAAAUUAUUAUAUCUGUCUAUCAGA
Molecule: messenger RNA, 3031 nt
Organism: Nothobranchius furzeri (turquoise killifish)
Lineage: Eukaryota; Metazoa; Chordata; Actinopteri; Cyprinodontiformes; Nothobranchiidae
Gene: kif3a
Product: kinesin family member 3A
Biological process (GO): mitotic spindle organization; spindle elongation; microtubule-based movement
Cellular component (GO): microtubule associated complex
Molecular function (GO): ATP binding; microtubule binding; microtubule motor activity
Source: RefSeq, a predicted model, not a curated record